Molecule: messenger RNA, 4224 nt
Organism: Harpia harpyja (harpy eagle)
Lineage: Eukaryota; Metazoa; Chordata; Aves; Accipitriformes; Accipitridae
Gene: PALM
Product: paralemmin
Exons: 9
Coding region: 226-1446 (406 amino acids)
Biological process (GO): regulation of cell shape
Cellular component (GO): membrane
Source: RefSeq, a predicted model, not a curated record
CGCAGGUGGGAGUUCCCGGGGCACCAUCUCCCGGUGCCGCCCGCGUCCCCGGUCCUUUCGACCUCGUCUCCUGCGCCACGGCCCGUGGCUCUCCCUGCCCCACGCGGUGCAUCCGGAAACGGCUCGAGGAGCAGCCCCGGCACGGGCUGAGCCGGGACACGCGCGCGGCGGACACCGGGCGGCAAAGCAUGAGCCUGUUAACCAGAGCGCGUGAGACCGGGUGAAAUGAGGGCUGUGGAGGCCAGCACCCUUCAGCAGGAGAGGCUGCAGGCCAUCGCGGAGAAGCGGAAACGUCAGACGGAGAUCGAGAACAAAAGGCGGCAGCUCGAGGACGACAGGCGGCAGCUGCAGCAUCUCAAGUCCAAGGCUCUGCGGGAGAGAUGGCUGCUGGAGGGGGCUCCGGCCUCAGCCUCCGAGGAGGACGAGGCCAUGAAGAAGCAGAUGCAGGAGGAUGAGGUGAAGACCAAGGAGCUGGAGGAAGCCAUCCAGAGGCUGGAGAAGGAGCUGGAGACGCUGGAGAACGGCAGCUCGGCGGCUUCCACCAAGGAGAACCUGGCGGCGGUGGCGUCGCCAGCCAAGGAGGAGAAGGCAGAGGCUGUCCCCAACAUGCAGAAGAGUCCCCUGGGCACAGUCAAGGGCGGUCGCCUCUCCUCUCUGUCCCCAGCCGAGAAGAAGGUCUCCAGCAGCCCCAUGAAGGCGGUGGAAGGCACUGACAUGAUGAAGGCAGCCAUGUACUCAGUGGAGAUCACGGUGGAGAAGGACAGAGUGACUGGGGAGACCAAGGUCCUGUCCAGCACCACCAUGCUCCCCCAGAACCACUGUCUGCAGGGGGUCAAAGUGUACGAGGAUGAGCUGAAAGUGGUGCACGCAGUGAGCGCCGAGGACGGAGCCCUGCAGAACGGGGCCCACCCCCUCAGCUCCUCCGAGGUCGACGAGCUCCUGCACAAGGCGGACGAGGCCACCCUGAGCGAAGCCGCCGGGCGGGAGGCCCCGGCCAAGGUGGGCAAGGAGGCCGGCAGCGCCCCGGCCAGCCAGAAGCCAACGCCGCGGCGGGAGAUCACGGGGCUGCAGGCCAAGCCGCGGGAAAGCACCGUGGUGCUGCCGCCGGGCGAGGGGAUGGAGCCGAGCCGGGAGCAGCCCGUCACCAUGAUCUUCAUGGGCUACCAGAACGUGGAGGAUGAGGACGAGACCAAGAAGGUGCUGGGGCUGGAGGGCACCAUCAAGGCUGAGCUGGUGGUGAUCGAGGACGCCGAGAGCAAGCCGGAGCCGGCGCGCAAGGACCACGCACCGCCCAACGGCACCGCGCUGGAGCCCGUGGCCGCCCAGCCGCUGGGAGAGGAGGGUCCGGGCGGGCAGAAGCCGGGCGCCAACGCCACAGACACCAAGGAGGCCGAGCAGGAGACGGACGUGAAGAAGCAGCGCUGCAAGUGCUGCACGGUGAUGUGAGCCACGCCGCCGCCGGAGCAGGCUGCCCCCGCCGAGCCCCCUCCACCCCGGCCCCCGCUAGCCAGGCCCGCCGCCCCGGCACGCCGGGCUCCCUCCCCCACCGGACACGGACCCUCUUUCUGCAGAACCGGGGAGAUCCAACACGGCGCCUGCAAAGCCGCAGCAGGCAGCAGCGAACCGCGGCCGCGGCACCGCUCGCCCCGUCUGCCUGACAUCCGCCCCGCGCCGCACCCCACCAGCGCUGCCUGUGAUAUUUAUUAGAGACCCCCCCUCGUCCCACGGCACGCCCACCCCCACCCACGGCCCGGCCUCACCCUGCGCCGGAGCCCUCCUGCCGACGACGCCGGAGCCUUUCCCUCCUCUCACCGGCAACUUCCCACCUGCUGUCGGAGGACGGAGCUGGCCGGGCUGGGGGAUCGGAGGACGCCGCUGCGUCUGUAGAUGACUCCUGGGGAGCCGGUGGCCGGUGGGACCCACGCUUGGCCCAGCCCGUGGUGGGCACGGAGCCAGCCCUAUGCCAGCCCCUCUCUCCGCACCUCCAUCGUCCCCUUCUCCUGCAGGGAAAGGCCCUGGGCUGCCCCCCCCACCUGCCCACGGAUGUCCCUGCUCCAUCCUGCGUCCUCGUCCCCACGCCCCUGGGCUCCCCAAGCCGUGAGCCCCUCCGGGAUGGAGCGUGUCCAGGCAAGGGAAGGGCGUUGAGGGCAGCGUCCCCUCCGCAAUGCUCGACUGCGGUUGGGAGCUCACAGUGGGCUCCUCACCCUGGUGCUCGCGGUGACGGCUGCCACCAUCCAGGUACCGAUGCUGCAGGCUGCCACAGACUCCCACGGGGCCAUUCCCCCGUCUUGGCUGCCAUGCUGGUGUCACUGGGCUCUACUGGUUGAGAGGUGCUGUGGCCGGCUGCCUGUGUCCUCUAGGGGCGACGUGGGUGGCGAUGGCAGCGAGGGAAGGGGAGCUGGGGGGCCCCAGUCCCAUGGGGAUGGGGUGGGAGCUCCCAUGCCCCCUUGCAGCAGUGGGAGGAUGGCCCUGCACCGCGUCCCUCUGCUGCCUGGUGGCAGCAGCUUUGCAGAGCCGCUUUCUGGGGCCCCAGGCUGCAGUGGGGCAGCCCAGUUCACCCCAGGCACCGGGACUGGGAGCUGCCAGGGGUCCGGUGUCCCACGGGGGGUGUUCCCGGGACACCGUGUCCGUGCCGGGACUGCGAGCAGCCUUCCCCGCUCCCCCCACCCUGCGCCCCAGCCCUUCAGCGGGGAUUUCACCACCAGCACCAGCGUUUCCUCCCCACUGAGACCCGCUGGGGCAGGCAGGGAGGGUGGGGAGGGUGGGGGGGGCCCACGAUGGCACCCGUGGGUGCUGAGCCCUGCCCAAACCCUGGGUUCUUCUGCCGCAGCAGCUGACACAUCUCACGGGCGUUGGGCACGCGGCUCCCGCUGAGCCCACCUCACCACCUUGUGGGUCCAGCAUCCCAGGGGCACGGUCCUGCCCUGCCCCACCCCGGCACGGGGGCUGCCAUCGGGGGGGGGGGGCCAUCUCCCACCAGCCCUGUCCCAAACAUGCUGGGGCUCGGACCCCCAUGUGCCAGCCCUGGGCCAGGGUUGCUUUCGGUGCCGGUGCCCCACGUCGGCUGGCUGCAGCCGGGCUGGCAGUGCCCGGUCCCCACGCCCCGGGGACACGGGAGCUUUGGGCAGGGCGCAGCUGGAUGGAGCGUGGCCCAGCUGCCAGCCAGCCAGCACAGGGGUCCUCGUCCGAGUGGGUCCCUGCUGCCGAGCGCGGCCAGGCAAGUCCCCAGGGAUCCCCCGAGCCCCCGGCGAAGUGUGUGCAGAGCAGCCCUCGCGCUGCCCAGCCCACCGGGACGCGGGUGGUAGAGCAGCCACGGAUGGGGCUCGGCCCCCCAACGCCUUCCCUCCCCACCCCCUGCCUUCCCUCCCCCUUCUUGUGUGAGCAGUGAUCCCCCCCAUGACAUCCCAGUUGCCCCCCAGUUACCACUCAGGCUGCAGUUUUCCCUCCAACGGAGUCACUGCAGGGAGAGGGGAGGGGGCAGGGGCCGAGGUCAGGGGCUGUUGGGGGGCUGCGAGGGGCUGGCGGUGCUGCCAUGCCAGUCCUCCCCUGGGGACCCCAGCCCCGAGCCCUGGCCGGGCACUGAAAGCCUCUGGGAGAGGCAGAGCUAGGGAAAGGGGUCGGGGCUGGCACCCCCGGGGGGGGAGAAGGGGGAGCCUCUCCUGCCUCUCCCACAGACCGGCACCACUGGAGCCCCAUCGCUGCAGAGCGGGGGGCUGGGGCUGGAUGCUGCGGGGCAUCUGCCCCAUUGAUCCUGGGGGGCUGGGUUAGGGCUAGGUCCCCAACGGGGAUGCACGUCACCUCCUGCCACCCCCUCGCUGGGAGCCAGCACCGCUUGUCCCAUCCUGCCCCAGGUCCUUUAACACCCCCCCCCGACCCCCAGCCAGGACCCCCUCCCACCCUCAGCACCCCCUGCCCCUCGGUUGGCUUCGGACCCAUCGCUGGCCCCAUCCGGCCCCCGCAGUGGCAGGGAGUGGGAUCAGGCCCCUGCGGGGCCGGGGCCGGCCGGGGCUGAGCAUCAGCAGGCGGAGGACCCCGGCCGUGCACCCCAGCCCCGUCCCGGCCAGCCCCCACUGCCCCCCGCCUGGCUCCGCUGAAGUGCACUUCCCACGCUCCCGUGCUUUUCACUUGUGCCGAAGCCGUUUGAAGUUUUUCCCCCUCCCCGGCCCUCCCCGUUGUUUGUAAGACACCCGAACCGAGCAAAUAAAUAAACUGUGUGAACAACCA